UCACUGAGUCAGAGACUUAGCUUACUAAGCCGGCACCAGUUCACCUUGGCAAUGAAAGUGAAUUGGACAAUGCGAACCAAGCAUUUGUAUAAAAACCGGAGCACCCCUACGGAAGCUAUUCAGUUGCCAGCACAUACAGAAUAAACAUGUACGCUAAGUUGAUCGUCGCUCUUUGCGCCUUGGGCGUUGCUCACGGCAGUGGUCUAUUGGCCGCCGCCCCGGUAGCGUACAGCAGCCCCGCUGUCGUCACCAAGACCAUCAGCCCAGCGGUCACCUCGGUCUCCUCAUACUCUACCCAGACCGCUCACGCCUCUCCCGUUACCACCUACGCCGCUGCUCCCGUCGCUACUUACGCCGCUGCUCCCGUAGCAACUUACGCCGCUGCUCCCGUGGCUACUUACGCCGCUGCCCCCGUCGCUACUUACGCCGCUGCCCCCGUAGCGACCUAUGCCGCCGCCCCCGUUGUCAGGAGCUACGCCGCUCCCGCCUACAGGACUUACGCCGCUGCCGCCCCCGCUGUAGUGACCAAGACCAUCUCUCCAGCCACCACCUCUUACUCGUCCUACUCGACCUCCACCUCUCACGGCUCCCCCGUCGCCACCUACGCCGCCGUCGCUCCCGCGGUAACCUCAUACGCCGCUCCCGCCGUCGCGUCCUACGCCGCCCCCGCCAUCACCUCCUACGCCGCUCCCGCCUACGCUAGGACCUACGCCGCCCCAGCUGUAGCCACUUACUCCGGUUACUCCGGAGCGUACGCUUCCCCCGUCGUCUCCACUUACGCCGCGGCCGCGCCCGUGCUCAGGUCGGCUGUGUCGUACUCCGCUGCGCCCGUCGCCUACAACGCCCACGCUGCCUGGAGCAAUUGGUACGGAUAUUACUCAGUUAUCUCACUCAGUAACAUUAACAUGUACGCUAAGGUAAUCAUCGCUCUGUGCGCCGUAGGGCUUGCUCGCGGCAGUGGCCUAUUGGCGGCCGCUCCUCUUGCAUACAGCAGCCACGCUAUCGCAUCACCCGCCAUCGUGGCCAAGACUAUCACCCCCGCGGUCUCCUCUGUAUCUUCUUACUCAACCCAUACAGCGCACGCAGCCCCCGUUGCAACUUACGCCGCUGCCCCGGUCGUCAACACUUACGCCGCUCCCGCCAUCAGGAGUUACGCCGCUCCCGCCAUCAGCACUUACGCUGCUCCCGCCAUCAGCACUUACGCUGCUCCCGCCAUCAGGACUUACGCUACUCCCGCCAUCAACACUUACGCCGCCGCCGCGCCCGCUGUGUCUUCUUACUCUUCCUACUCCACUCAAACCGCUCACGGUGCUAGAGCAGUUGUCGCCCCCGCUGUCGCCGCGUACGCCGCUCCCGCCAUCACCUCUUACGCCAGGACUUACGCCGCCCCCGCUGUCACAUCGUACGCCAGGACUUACGCCGCCCCAGCUAUCGCCUCCUACGCUAGGACUUACGCCGCUCCCGCUGUCGCCUCUUACUCCAGAGCGUACGCCACUCCCGUCGUCUCCACUUACGCUGCCACCGCGCCCGUGCUCAGAUCAGCUGUGUCGUACUCCGCCGCGCCCGCCGUCUCUCACAUUUCCUACAACGCUCACGGCGCCAAUUACGCUUGUAUAAAAGUCGAUUGCGUGUGUUUUCAAAGUUACUCAGUAAAUAGAAUCCAUAACCCAAACAUGUAUUCCAAGGUUAUCAUUUUCCUUUGCGCCGCGGGGAUUGCUUCCGCUGGCAACUUAUUGCAUGCGGCCCCAGUGGCGUACAGCGCACCAGCCGCGUCCGUAUCUUACUCUACAACUACCACGUCCCACGCUGCCCCAGUAGCAUACGCAGCGCCAGCGGUAUCCUACGCAGCACCAGCGGUAUCCUACGCCGCGCCAGCGGUUUCCUACGCCGCACCUGCGGUGUCCUACGCAUCGCCCGCUGUGUCUUACGCAGCGCCAGCGGUGUCUUACGCCGCUCCGGUAGUUGCCAAGGCAGUUGCACCCAUUGCUUCAUACUCUGCCGCCCCAUCAGUGUCUCAUCAAUCUGUGUCUAUUCAAACUAGUCCUGUAGCGUACGCAGCCGCCGCUCCUGUAUUAAAGAGUUAUGCUGCACCCUUAGUAACUAGGACGUACGCUGCUGCCGCUCCUGUAGUAAGGACGUACGCUGCUCCUGUUAGUACUUAUGCUGCUGCUGCCCCAGUCCUUGCUAGGAGUUAUUCAGUUCCUGCGAUCUCCGCGUAUGCUGCACCUGUAGCUCGUACAGUUUCGUACGCUUCUCCAGUGUCGUAUGCUGCUCCUGCCAUUUCGACGUACGCUGCUCCCGCUGUCUCUUACGCCGCUGCUCCAGCUAUCUCCGUCGGAUAUGGUGGCCACGGAUGGGCUGGCAACGGAUGGGCCGGCAACGGAUGGGCUCGCAAUGCAUGGGGCCACGGAUGGUAAAAAAAUAAGAAGUGCAUUUUGUAAAUACGUACGUUCUAACUAAAAGUAAUUAAGACAUAAAUUGUUGAUUAAUUAUUAUUAUAAUUGUUAUGGGCUGAAAUUAAAUUAAAUUAUUAAUUGAAAAGAA
Bicyclus anynana (squinting bush brown) is the source of this 2544-nucleotide messenger RNA. RefSeq names its product calphotin. The record is from RefSeq and is a predicted model, not a curated record. Bases 147 to 2417 code for a protein of 756 amino acids. The transcript has 6 exons. Lineage: Eukaryota; Metazoa; Arthropoda; Insecta; Lepidoptera; Nymphalidae.